Molecule: messenger RNA, 567 nt
Organism: Lathyrus oleraceus (garden pea)
Lineage: Eukaryota; Viridiplantae; Streptophyta; Magnoliopsida; Fabales; Fabaceae
Exons: 2
Coding region: 1-567 (188 amino acids)
Source: RefSeq, a predicted model, not a curated record
AUGCUAGUUUAUGUUAAGUUUAUGAAGGACCUCUUAUCAGGAAAGUGUAAAUUGAAGUAUGAUGAGAAUAUCACUUUAGCAGAAGAGUUAAAUGCAAUCAUUCAACUAAAGCAUCCGCCCAGACUCACUGAUUCAGCUUACCGUUAUAUCACCUAUUCAUAUGGAGUUCUUAAAGAUGUAUUGGUUAGAGUGGAAAAUUUGUUGUUUCCAGCAGAUUUUGUGAUUCUUGAUAUUCCAGAAGACUCUGAAACACCACUACUUCAAGGUAGACCAUUAUUCGCAACAUGUAUAGCUCUCAUUGAUUUGGAGAUGGGAGAAUUGGUUUUGAUAUUCAACAAAGAACAGGUUUUGUUUAAUGUGUUUGAAGCCAUGAAACAUAAAAAAGAGAACCUGCAACACUAUAAAGUUGAUGUAGUUGAAAAUAUAGUCGAGGAAGUGUCUCCAAGUGAGUCGCAUUUUUUACCUAUUGAAUAUAUUAUGGCGAAUUCUAUUAACAUGAUUGAGGAAAUACAAGAUAAAGAAGUCAAGGAAUAUGUGCAUGUCAUAUCAAAAAGUGAGACUGAGUAA